CUUUCCUGGCACAGGACUCACUGUGCCCCUUCCCGCUGUGGAUACAAGGUCUGCCCCCGACCCCGGCUCUCCAAAGCGCACCGACCUCGCUGGAGGCCGAGGUGGAGGGUCCGUCGCACCGGGAGGGCGGGCCCCCAGGGGUGUCCCACGCACGGUCAAGGUCCCGCGCCAGGCGGGGACCGGGCUGGGUCGGAAGCGGGCACGGUACCCGCGGCAAACUAGCGUGGGCGAGUCCUGAUUGCAGUCGGACCUGCCGCCGCGGCACUUAACAGUUUGCAGAGUGCUUCCCGCCCCUGAUCUCAUUGGAGCCUUCGGAUGGCCCUGCCCACGGUCACUGAUGCCCCCAUUUUACGCCUGAGGAAGCGGAGGCUCAGACGGGCCACCAGCCCCUCCGGAGGCUGGCCCGGGAGCACCUGGCAGCGUGGGGUCUAGGAGCCGGCUCCCUCCUGCUCCCUCCUCCGCGCCGCCCGAGGUGUGCCCGCCGUCCGUGUGCACCACUGCUGAGCCCAGCUCCGGCGCCCUCGCCUCUGCUGUGGGCCCCGGAGACGCGGGGUCAGGCCUCCGCGUUGGCCAAGCCGCUGCAGGUAGGCACAGCCCCCACCAGACGCCAUGGACUGGAAGGCACUCCGGGACCUACUGAAUGGCGUGAAUAAGCACUCCACAGCGUUCGGGCGCAUCUGGCUCUCAGUGGUGUUCGUCUUCCGGGUGCUGGUGUAUGUGGUGGCUGCAGAGCGCGUGUGGGGGGACGAGCAGAAGGACUUUGACUGCAACACCAAGCAGCCCGGCUGCACCAACGUCUGCUACGACAACUACUUCCCCAUCUCCAACAUCCGCCUCUGGGCCCUGCAGCUCAUCUUCGUCACAUGCCCCUCGCUGCUGGUCACCCUACAUGUGGCCUACCGUGAGGAGCGGGAGCGUCGGCACCGCCAGAAGUACGGGGACCAGUGCACCAAGCUGUAUGACAACACAGGCAAGAAGCACGGAGGCCUGUGGUGGACCUACCUGUUCAGCCUCAUCUUCAAGCUCAUCAUCGAGUUCCUCUUCCUCUACCUGCUGCACACUCUCUGGCAUGGCUUCAACAUGCCGCGCCUGGUGCAGUGCGCCAACGUGGCCCCCUGCCCCAAUAUCGUGGACUGCUACAUCGCCCGACCCACCGAAAAGAAAAUCUUCACCUACUUCAUGGUGGGAGCCUCCGCCGUCUGCAUCGUACUCACCACCUGCGAGCUCUGCUACCUUAUCUGCCAUAGGGUCCUGGGAGGCCUGCACAAGGACAAGCCUCGAGGGGGCCGUGGCCCCUCGUCCUCCACCAGCCGAGCUUCCACCUGCCGCUGCCACCACAAGCUGGUGGAGGCUGGGGAGCUGGAUCCAGAUCCAGGCAAUAACAAGCUGCAGGCCUCAGCACCCAACCUGACCCCCAUCUGAUAACAGGGCAGGGGGUAGGGCAACAUGGGGGCUGCCAAUGGGACAGGCAGGGCGGUGUGGCAGGGUGGAGAGGUCCUACAGAGGCUGAGUGACCCCACUUUGAGGUCACUAAGCUAUGCAACUUUCCUUUUGGCAGAUAUGUUUUGACACUGAGCACUGGGCUGUCUACCCGGGUAUAGGUAACCCACAGGGCCAGUGCCAGCCCUCAAAGGACACAGACUUUGUUUUUGUUUGUUUGUUUGUUUGUUUGUUUGUUUGUUUGUUUGUUUUUUGAGACGGAGUCUGGCUCUACCGCCCAGGCUGGAGUGCAGUGGCCGGAUCUCAGCUCACU
Rhinopithecus roxellana (golden snub-nosed monkey) is the source of this 1753-nucleotide messenger RNA. It is a transcript of the gene GJB3, whose product is annotated as gap junction protein beta 3. The transcript is spliced from 2 exons. Gene Ontology annotation, cellular component: connexin complex. The record is from RefSeq and is a predicted model, not a curated record. Gene Ontology annotation, biological process: cell communication. Bases 610 to 1422 code for a protein of 270 amino acids. Lineage: Eukaryota; Metazoa; Chordata; Mammalia; Primates; Cercopithecidae.